AUGUGGCGGGAAAGGGUCCCUGGUCCCCGGAGAGCCAGGGAGACUUGGGAGUGCAUACCUGGCGUGCCGAGCGCGCCUCUGCUCCCGCAGGACUCAGGGCGCUCCCGCGCUCCCAACAGCCUUUCGGGCAGGCUGGGGGUUGAACCGGGUUCAGGCAGUGGGCGCUACAGCUCCCGGGCGCAGCCCCCGUCUUCCCGCCCCUACUCCGUCCCAGCCCAGCACGCUCUACAUCCCCAAAACCACAGCCCCGAGGGCACCCACUGUCCCACGCCCCGUCGCCCCGCGUGCCCAACUCCUCAAAGCCAGAACUCGGAAGACGCUGUCCCUGGAGCCACGCUGCACUCUCCAAGACGCCCAACACGCACCGAGACUCGACUGGCUGUGUCCCGCCUGACUACGGGCUCUCGGGACGAUCAAGGGAUCCAGCGCCUCACUCCCCGGAAGUCUUCGGGAACCGCCAGGCACUUUCGAGAGGCAGCCCCGCGCAGGGCGAAGCCUGGAGACCCCACAGGGACGCUCCCGCUUUCUCGCGAACCGCUUCGGGGAGGGGGUGGCGCGGGAAGCGCUCUUACUUGGUUUCAGGGAUCCGCAGUGGCCCGGCUGGGACCGCGCUCUCCACGGUGGUCUCCCUCUGCUUCAGCCGCCACGGAGCCCCUUUCCCCAGCAGAGGAGGCGGCUGAGGUCUUCGAUGGCUGGAGAAAGCAAGCACCAACUGCAGAUGAAAAAGCCCAGGCCCAGAGAAGUGAUUUUCCCAGCAUCACAGAGCCGGUGAAUGACCGAGCUGGGAGAACCAAAAGGAGCUUGACCCCUCCAGCGAUUAUUAAUGGCCCACACUGGAGGCCUCAAUCUGUUACACAUCCUGUUGGCUCUGCCUUCAAAGGAUCUCCAGAAUUCAGCCACUCCUCACCUUCUGGCUCAUCAUCCCCCGUUUGGAUGACUGCAGUAGCCCCAACUGAUUGUGUUGCUUCUACCUUGGCCUCAACAGUUGAUUUUCAAGACCACAGACAAGUAAUUCUUUUAAAAUACUCAUCAGAUCAUGUCCAAUUCUCUGAUCAGCUCCUUGCAGGUGGCCUGGGAACCCCUGAGCCUGCAGCUGAUGUCUGAAGAGGGGGCAGUCUUGAGAGAAACUGUGCCCUUCACCUGUGAAGUGUGGCCUGACUCUGGGAAGUUAGUGUCGGGACUGCAUCACAGGGAGACCUCUGUAGUCAUCAUUGUUUUCAGUUGCGAGUGGGCAUCAUAAAUUCACCAACGUGAGCUCCCUGAGUGCAAAAGGAACUCCUGAAAUGGGGAAGGCCCAGGGUGGACUGACUUAAGCAUGGAUCCAGGGACUCAGAUGAUAUGGCUAGACAGGGCUGCCUGGUGCACAGCUUCAGGGGCAUGAAUAUUUUAGCAACUCUGCUUCCCUCUGGGUUGGUUUCAUUUCUCUUCCAGCAAAAAACUUCUUCAUGAGUCUAGGGAAGAUAGCUCUUGAAAGUUCCAACUUAACAUGAUCCCAGCCCAGCAAAUCCAACUGAAAGAGCACCUCUCUUUCCAGCAUCCCCAUCGAUCCCAGGGGCACCUAGAGCCGGCCCUGCUUGAGUAUCCCCGAUCCUGUCAUGAUGGCUAGGAAAUGCAAUUCUCUAAUUGGCCAGAAGAAGGGGAACGGGAAGCUGUGAAGGACAGACCAAAAGGGCCCCAUUUCCGGUGCGGCUGCAGGCACCUGAAGUGGUUCGUUUAGGCCAGACAUUCCUUGGUGACGCAGUGUCCUUCUUGCUGCCCCACACAUCCAUUUCCUCAUCAGUAGACCAAGGAGGUUGCACAGAUCGAAGGUCUCCUCCAGCCCAGUCAUACUAAGAGCCUGUGAAAUCCAGAACAAAGCCCAGGGCUGCGACUGUCUAUCAUGCUUUGUCCUGUUGUUGGGUUGGUUUUCUCUGUGGCUAUCUUGAAACCCCCAACAGACCAGCUGGUCUCCCAGGACGCCUAUGGACAGAAUCUCACACCAUUAUGACCUCUGGAGAAGGAUCCAGGGACCAGUGAUAUCCACUGCCCUUAGGAGUUCUGCUCUGUCUUGUGGCAUCAUGGGACCUCACCAGCUUGCCCAGGUGAAGUGGAAAUUGUUUCUUCUUGGAAAUCUACAAGAGGAUCAAAGAUAGUGCAACUGCAUAA
Messenger RNA from Cercocebus atys (sooty mangabey), 2145 nucleotides. RefSeq names its product nascent polypeptide-associated complex subunit alpha, muscle-specific form. NCBI's taxonomy places the organism in Eukaryota, Metazoa, Chordata, Mammalia, Primates, Cercopithecidae. The coding region runs from base 1 to 1104 and encodes 367 amino acids. The transcript is spliced from 4 exons. The record is from RefSeq and is a predicted model, not a curated record.